This is a messenger RNA of Colletotrichum navitas, 1029 nucleotides long. RefSeq lists its product as uncharacterized. Gene Ontology annotation, cellular component: cytoplasm. Gene Ontology annotation, biological process: D-xylose metabolic process. The transcript is spliced from 4 exons. Lineage: Eukaryota; Fungi; Ascomycota; Sordariomycetes; Glomerellales; Glomerellaceae. Gene Ontology annotation, molecular function: NAD+ binding; UDP-glucuronate decarboxylase activity. The record is from RefSeq and is a predicted model, not a curated record. The coding region runs from base 52 to 1029 and encodes 325 amino acids.
AAAACAUCUAUUACGCUUCAAAACAAGGCUUAAAUCGCAAAGACUGCUAAGAUGCCUACUGCUGUCGUCACUGGUGGGGCUGGAUUCCUGGGCUCGCACCUCGUAGCCCUGUUGCUCAAAGAGGGUUACCACGUCAUUGCGGUCGAUUCCCUUUGGACCGGAUCGGCUGAGAACGUUUCCAGACUAAGGAAGCAUCCCAAAUUUACCUUUCUUCGCCACAACGUCACUAAGCCAUUCCCCAAGAGCCUGGAGAGGGCUGAUCGCAUCUACAAUCUCGCAUGCCCGGCAAGCCCCAAGAAAUUCCCAGAGGCACCCCUUGGGAUCUUGGAGACUUGCUACAUGGGAACCAAGAAUGUCCUCGAGCUAGCAUCCAGAACCGGGGCGCGUGUCUUGCUUGCUAGUACUUCGGAGGUCUACGGUGAUCCGCUCGUCUGUCCACAGACUGAAGAGUAUUGGGGCAAUGUCAACCCGUUCGGUGGGCGAUCUUGCUACGACGAGGGUAAGCGGGUGGCGGAGGCCCUUGCCUACGGCUAUCGCCUUGAGCACAAGGUCGACGUCCGAAUAGGGCGUAUUUUCAACGCCUAUGGUCCCGGUAUCAGGCCCGACGACGGCCGCGUGGUUCCCAACUUCACAGCCGCCGCGCUCAAGGGGAAAAACAUAACAAUUACAGGCGACGGGACCGCAAGCCGCUGCUUCCAGUAUGUCGAAGACUGCGCCAUGGGUCUUUACAAGCUGAUGGAGAGUUCUGUCCUGGACCCCGUCAACAUAGGGCGCGAAGACGAGACCAGCAUCGGGGAGAUGGCGCGGUUGAUCAACGAGAUCGUCGCUAGGCAGACUGGUCGCCCACAAGUGCGGAUUAUAUAUGGGCCGAAGCCUGACGAUGACCCAUACAGAAGAGUUCCAGAUGCGAGCAAGGCGAGACGCGAGCUUGGCCAUGAAGCCAAGAUUGAUCUCAGAGAAGGGCUGGAAAAGACUGUUGAUUGGUUUCUCACCUUGCCGGAAUUCAACCUGCAGAAGGCCAGGCUAUGA